Molecule: messenger RNA, 2127 nt
Organism: Condylura cristata (star-nosed mole)
Lineage: Eukaryota; Metazoa; Chordata; Mammalia; Eulipotyphla; Talpidae
Gene: FSCB
Product: fibrous sheath CABYR binding protein
Exons: 2
Coding region: 1-2127 (708 amino acids)
Biological process (GO): negative regulation of protein sumoylation
Cellular component (GO): sperm fibrous sheath; sperm principal piece
Molecular function (GO): calcium ion binding
Source: RefSeq, a predicted model, not a curated record
AUGGAAGAAAGGGAUGAACCUGAUCAGCCUAUUUCAGCACGAAGGCAAGAAUUUCGAAAGAGAAGAAAACCCAGUCAACCAAUGGUAGACAAAUCCCAGCAGACUGAAGUAGCAGAGAAAAAGAGACACUUGUCUACAUCACAAUCAUCUGGCCCUAAAGCUACCCAUAGUAUUGGUAACAUUCCUGGAAGUAAAGCAAAAUAUGAUUCUCUUAGAUUAUCUUCUCAAAUUCAGAAAAGUUGGACAAAGAGAAAGCAUGGGCAGGCAAUGACUGAUGUUUCUCUGCAGACUGACAGUAUUACAGAAGAGAAAAAACAAGAAAGCAGAUCAUUUGGUGAAACAGUGUUACCUGAAGAAAAACCAGCUGCUGUUGGAGAAGCAGCCCCUGAAAUUCCAAAAAAUGUUCAAGAAGUAGAAAAUCCCCCACUCACUCACGCAAUUCAACUCAAAAUAGACAGAUCUCAGCAGACCAGCUGUACUGGAGACUGGACAAUGGUGAUUAUCCCAUGCAUAGAAAAACAUGACAAGGAACAACAGACAUUUUUUAGUGAGUCAGAAAUAGUGGUGAUUGGAAGGCCAGGUAGUUCUUUCUCAAAGGAAAGCAUGUAUAUACGCAGUUCCUCAGGGAAGAUAUUUAUUAGUGAAAAAUCUGAAUCUCAACCAACAAGUAGUAAUGAACAAAUUAGACGGAAAAGUAUGACCAGAUCGUCAUUUAGUGAGGAAACCAAAAAAGAUGCUCAGAUACAUUCAGAACACGGGCAAGACUUUUCAGAUGAAGCAUACCUUCCCAUUCCAGAAGAGGUCUCUGAAGAAGUACAGUCUCCACCAGCUGAAGAAGCUACCGUAGAGGAGACACUUGCUGAGCUUCAGUCUCCAUCAACUGAGGAGACUCCUGCUGAAGAGAUGCGUUCAGAUGAGUCUUCAGCAGCAGAGGAGGCCUCAGAAGAAGAGACCCUAGCUGAAGUUGAGCCUCCAAAAGCUGAGGAGGCCUCUGAAGAAGGGACACCAGCUGAUGUUCAGUCUCCACCAACUGAGAAGGCCCAUGAAGAAGAGACAUCAGCUGAUAUUCAGUCUCCACCAGCUGAGGUGGCCCCUGAAGAAGAGACACCAGCUGAUGAUCAGUCUCCACCAGCUGAGGAGGCACCUGAAGAAGAGACACCAGCUGAUGAUCAGUCUCCACCAGCUGAGGAGGCCCCUGAAGAAGAGUCACCAGCUGGUGUUCAGUCUCCACCAGCUGAGGAGGCCCCUGAAGAAGAGACACCAGCUGAUGUUCAGUCUCCACCAGCAGAAGAGACACCAGCUGAAGUUGAGCCUCCACCACCUGAGGAAUCAACAGAAGAAGAGACCCCAGCUGAUGUUCAGUCUUUACCAGCUGAAGAGGCCCCUAAAGAAGAGGCUUCAGCUGAAGUAGAACCUCAAGAAACUGCAGAGACACUAGUCGAAGUUCCAUCUCCAGCAGCUAAAGAAGCACCAUCUGAAGAAGUUGCUCCAGAAGAAGUCUCAGAUGAAGUUCAAACUCUCCCAGCUGAGGAGGAGGAGGCCCCAGCUGAAGCUCAGUCUCCACCAGUUGAAAGGGUUCUUGAAGAAGAUACCCUAGUUGAAGUUCAUAUUUCAGAAGAUGAGUUCCCUGAUGAGCUUCAAACACCAGAAUCUGAGGAGGCACCAACUGAAGUCCAGUCUCCACCAGGUAAGGAGACAGCUGCUGAAGAAACCCCUGUUGAACCUCACCCUCUAGCAGCUGAGGCGGCCCCAGCUGAAGACCAGCCUCCUGAAAGUGAAGAAGAUACUGUAGAAAAGGAUCCUACUGAUGAACAGCCUCCAUCACCUAAAGAGACUGAUAUUGUACAAAUACCUCUAGUAAAUUUCUCUGAUGAAGUUCAGCCUCUGUCAUUUGAACAAAACCCUGUAGAUGAGACUGUGGUAGAUAAUGACUCUACUGAUUUACAGUCUGUCCAGGCUAGAGAUGAUGUACCGGUGAUAAAAUUAGAUUCAUUGAUUGAGGAAGAUGAGAAAAAUUCUGAAGAGGCUCUAGAACCAGAUCUUCCUCCUGAAGAUUCAUCUAGUGUCCGGAAAGAUCAGACUUCUACAAUUGAAAUAGAGGGUGUCAUUGAAAUUGAGCUACAAUAA